CUGCAUUCCACUGUGAUGGUCCUCAGAGUCCUCAUCCUGCUCCAUUUGAAGAUUGUUCACCCAAGGAGGCCGCAGGGGAGAUUCAACUGGCAGCCGUGUUUGGGUAGAGCUGCAACAGGGAGACGACAGAGGAGAGUUGGAAGCAGGAUGUCUCUCCUCCUGGGUGUCCUCUCUCAGGUCUUCAGCUGGGCCGGCCUCUGUCAGGUCCUGAAAAUGGUUGGUACAGGACUGGUUGCGGUGGUUGCAUUUUGGAUAAUGAGGCUGUUGGUGCAUCACGCCUGGUACACACACAGACUGUCCUGCUUCAGCAAGCCACCUGUAGACUCCUGGCUGAAAGGCCACCUGGGCCAGAUGCAGAGCACAGAGGAAGGUCUCCUCCAGGUGGAUGACCUGGUGUGCACAUACAAACACUCCUGCAGCUGGUUCCUUGGGCCUUUCUAUCACCUAGUCAGAGUCUUCCACCCUGACUAUGUCAAACCUCUACUAAUGGCACCUGCCAGCAUUACAGUGAAAGAUGAGCUUAUCUAUGACCAUCUGCGGCCGUGGCUUGGACAGAGUCUGUUGCUAAGCAACGGGGAGGUGUGGUCUCGCAGGAGGCGACUGCUGACUCCAGCCUUUCAUUUUGAUAUUCUGAAGAACUACGUUGUCACGUUUAACACAUCAGCUAACACCAUGCAUGAUAAAUGGCGCCGCCUGGUGGCAGAGGGCAGGACCAAUCUAGAGAUGUUCGACCAUAUCACUCUGAUGACACUGGACAGUUUACUUAAAUGUGCCUUUAGCUACAACAGCAACUGUCAGGAGUCUACCAGUGAGUACGUGUCAGCCAUAGUGGAGCUCAGUGACCUGAUAAUUGAUCGCCGCCUAAAGAUUUUACACCACUGGGACUGGAUUUACUGGAAAACACAGCAGGGGAAACAAUUCAAAAAGGCCUUGAGUGUUGUACACAGGUUCACCAGGGAAGUGGUUCAGAAGCGGCGUGCCCUCAUUGGCCAACAGAAGGAGACAGAAACAGAUUUCACCAAAGCACCACAGAGAAAGAGAGAUUUUGUGGACAUCAUACUGCUAUCAAAGGAUGAGGACGGACAAGGCCUAACAGAUGAGGAGAUACAGGCAGAGGCCAACACCUUCAUGUUUGCUGGCCACGACACAACAGCCAGUGCGAUUUGCUGGACGCUGUAUAAUUUAGCACGCCAUGCCGAAUAUCAGGAAAGAUGCAGGCAGGAAGUGAUGGAUCUAAUGCAAGGACGAGACAGAGAGGAAAUAGAGUGGGAGGAUCUGGCCAACCUUACCUUCACCACCAUGUGCAUCAGGGAAAGCCUCAGACUCCACUCUCCUGUGCAAGCUGUAACAAGGAAAUACACCCAGGACAUGGCGCUGCCAGGCAAUCGGACCGUACCAGAGGGUACCAUUUGCUUGGUCAGUAUUUACGGAACACACCACAACCCCACUGUCUGGACAAACCCAUAUGAGUUUGAGCCCCUGCGUUUUGACCCAACCAACACAGAAAACCGAUCUUCUCAUGCAUUCAUCCCCUUUUCUUCAGGCCCCAGGAACUGUAUCGGUCAGAAAUUCGCUCUGGCAGAGCUGCGAGUCGUUGUGGCGCUGACCCUGCUCAGGUUUCGUCUGACCCUGGGGGUGAACCCUGAACUCGGGUCCAGCUCUGGAGGCGUUCGCCGUCUCCCCCAGCUCGUCCUGCGUGCUGAGGGAGGCCUGUGGCUGCAGCUGGAGCCUCUGACCCCACCCAACAUGGAGGAACCACAGGCUGAAUGAUCCAACAACAUGACAUGUUGACCUGUUUUAUAAUAUAACAACAAAAACCCAAAAUAUUAUAAGUUUAUUACUGUUCUUGUCGCUGUAUUUAUGCCUACUGUAAUGUUUCUCAAUGCAUUUGCAACCUUUGUUUUCGACAAAGUUCUUUGUUUGGCUACAUGAUUCUUUUAUUAUCAAUUUAAAAAUUAACAUAAUACAAUUUAAUGAUGUAUUAAUAAAAUACUUAAUUUACAGUUGAAACAUUUAUUAUUGUUGUGCUGUUUGGUUUAAAUAAAUCCUGACUUUGAAAAAAACUCUUCCACACUAAAAGAGACUUCUGAAGUAAAGCUAAUUGGCUCCAGGUUGUUGUUAUCUGUAGGGCCUGGGCUAGAUAAGGGUCUGAGCAAGUUAGACCUGGAAAAUCAAGGGCUAAAAUAUCUUAUCCAUGCAUUACUCUAUAGAUAAAGCAUAGAAAAUAAAUGAAAUUACUCAGUUUGGCUCUGCAGGUAGUUUCUUCCACCUCAUGCCUUGGUUUCUGCUCUUAUAUGCAAUGCCACCCACGAGGCCUCAGGUAGAGAGGUUUGUGCCUUUCCAAUUCAUGUCCAAAGUUGAAUUUACCACAGCAGGACUCUCAAGGUGCAGAAACAUCUUAACUAUCAAAAGAAAUUGUAGGCAC
Messenger RNA from Seriola dumerili (greater amberjack), 2425 nucleotides. It is a transcript of the gene cyp4f3, whose product is annotated as docosahexaenoic acid omega-hydroxylase CYP4F3-like. Gene Ontology annotation, molecular function: heme binding; monooxygenase activity; iron ion binding. The transcript has 14 exons. The coding region runs from base 16 to 1770 and encodes 584 amino acids. The record is from RefSeq and is a predicted model, not a curated record. Lineage: Eukaryota; Metazoa; Chordata; Actinopteri; Carangiformes; Carangidae.